Phaeodactylum tricornutum CCAP 1055/1 is the source of this 1080-nucleotide messenger RNA. RefSeq lists its product with no specific name. The record is from RefSeq and is a predicted model, not a curated record. The coding region runs from base 1 to 1080 and encodes 359 amino acids. The transcript has a single exon. Gene Ontology annotation, biological process: lipid metabolic process. NCBI's taxonomy places the organism in Eukaryota, Bacillariophyta, Bacillariophyceae, Surirellales, Neidiaceae.
AUGUAUCACUUUCACCGUGAGCUCAACGAUACGCAAGUUUGUGACCUCAUCAACGAAAAGAAUUACACCAUUUAUGAGCAGCCUCAAGACAACGACGUAAUUUGUCACUGGUACUUCCAUGAACGCGAUCAGAGUGGGACUCAGGUCAUGAUUGCCUCCUCCGAGUCGCAAAACUAUCUGGCCGUUGUCUUUGCUGGUACCGACGAUUUGCGCACGUCUUUGACAGACGCCGAUAUCCUCUUGACAACUUUUGGCGACGAAAACUUCACACUUCCUGAUCCACGCGUACGUAUUCAUUCCGGAUUCAAUACGGCCGUCUUUGGACAAGACGUCUUUCGCGAAAUCGUGCGAAAAUUUGAUGCGCUUCGAAUCCUACGCCCCCAAACGCGUUUGUUUACUACCGGCCAUUCGUUAGGCGCCUCCGAUUCAAUCCUUACAGCCGUAGGUCUGACUUUGUAUUACGAGAAGCAAGCAAAACUUCACGACGCUCAUCAUGAGGCUUUGCCGUCUUAUUUGCGCCACCCUCCUCCGGUUAUCACUAGCUUGAAUUUUGGUUGUCCCCGCAUAGGCAAUUCGUACUGGCGUGACUUUGUGCAUAUGAAUCCAACCGUUCAAAGAGUGAACAUUUGGAGAGUUGUCUUGGGAUGGGAUCUGGUUCCCCGCUUGCCCAAGCUGAUCUACCACGUGGGUCAUACCAUUCAACUCUACCGAAACGCGUACUGGGAAUCGCAGGCCGACCCCGAAAACGCCACUGCCAUUGCGUACUACCAACAUUAUGGAGAUGUGGAGGAAGGACUGGCUGGUGUUCCGUUCGGCUGGGCCAAUGCGCCUUUUAUAUGGGUACCGGGCGCCCUGUUAUCGCACGUCGCCCGUCGGUACUGGGAGUUUCUGUACGCCUGGACCCAGUCUUCACCCGAGCAUCAAGCCACCUGGGUGCACUCCUUCGUAACGAUUGCUACUGACUAUGAUGAUGAUACUAGACCACCAAAUGUGGAUGAUGACUUUUGGGUGGAUCCGCCUGAUGACGAGUUAUUCGAGGCCGCCGACGAAUUGGACAUGGUGUCCACUGCGGUGAAGUAA